AUGGAAGAUUUCAGCAUCUUACCAAAAGAUAAAGUAGAAGUACAGGAGAGAUUACUCAUUGAGCUCAACCAUUCCUUCAGAAAACAUUUGAACCUAAAAGAUCCUUAUCAGCGAAAAGUUUCCACACACCCUUCAGAUCUCUCAGAUGAAAUUAUAAUUGGAGAAUUUGUAUCCAUGACACUUGGUAAUUAUAGGGAACAGAAGUUUAGGGAACAUCCAAUUUCUUCACCAGCACAAGCUUAUCUAAUCCCUAAAAACUACCAGCAUGUCCUUGCUUUUCUUUUUGCCAUUAAAGAAAUCAAUAAGAAUCCCGAUCUGUUACCCAACAACACAUUAGGGUCCAAGAUUUAUGACAAUGCGUACAAUUCAUGGAGAACCACUUGGACCACUUUGGAUCUUCUCUUUCUAAGAAAAGGGGAUCCACUCAAUUAUUACUGUAUCACUGAAAAGGAAGUCAUGGCCAACAUUGGGGGACUCACCUCUGAAAAUUCUAUUCACAUGGCCAACAUCUUAAGUACUUACAAGAUUCCUCAGCUUAAUUCAUUUUUGAGACAAGUCCACUUUAACAAUAACGUUGGAGAUGAAAUAUUUCUCGAUGAAGAGAGCGAUUUAGCGAUAGGCUAUGACCUCAUCAAUUUGGUGACAUUUCCCAAUGAAUCUUUCAAGAGAGUUCAAGUUGGAAGAAUCGAUCCCAGUUUUCAACUUGGAAAAGAAUUCAUCAUUAAUGCAAGUGCCGUUAUGUGGAAUCCUACGUUUCAUCAGAAGGUGCCAAAAUCCACCUGUGUUGAGAGCUGCCAUCCUGGACAAAGCAAACUAAUUCAGCAGGGGAAACAAAUCUGUUGUUAUGAUUGCAUUCAGUGUCCUUCAGGGAGGAUCUCAACACAAAUGGAUGCAGAUGAAUGUGAGUCCUGCCAAGAAGAACAAUAUCCUAACACAAAUCAACAAGAAUGCAUUCCCAAAGUAAUGACUUACCUGUCCUAUAAAGAUGGCCUGGGAACAGCUCUGACAUCUUUGGCACUUUUUCUUUCUCUGACCACACUUAUUGUGAUGGCAAUCUUCAGGUUACACUCGAACACUCCCAUUGUGAAAGCCAACAAUUGCAGCAUCACAUGUAUCCUACUCACCUCUCUGCUGCUAUGUUUUCUUUGCUCCCUCUUCUUCAUAGGAAGACCUAGCAAGGAAACCUGCCUUUUAAGGCAGGCUGUGUUUGGUAUCACCUUCUCUGUUGCUGUUUCCUGUGUACUGGCCAAAACGAUCACUGUGGUUCUGGCUUUUGUGGCUACAAAACCAGGGAACAAGAUGAGGAAAUGGAUGGGAAAGAGGCUAGCAAUCUUGGUUAUUGUGCCUUGUUCUUUGAUUCAGAUUGCCAUCUGUGCUGUUUGGUUAGUGAACAAGCCCCCUUUUCCAGAAUUAGAGAAGCAUUCCCAAGUGGGUGAGAUCUUAGUGAAAUGCAACGAAGGCUCAGAGAUGAUGUUUUACAUUGUGUUGGGCUACAUGGGUCUUCUGGCCAUUGUCAGCUUCACAGUGGCUUUCUUUGCCAGGAAAUUGCCUGACAGUUUCAAUGAAGCCAAGUUCAUCACUUUCAGCAUGUUGGUGUUUUGCAGUGUUUGGAUUUCCUUCAUCCCCACCUACUUGAGCACCAAGGGCAAAUUGAUGGUAGCCGUGGAGAUUUUCUCCAUCUUAACCUCUGCUUUUGGUUUAUUGAGUUGUAUUUUCCUUCCCAAAUGCUAUAUUAUUAUAAUACAUCCUGAAUUAAAUAAAAAGGAGCAAAUGGUAAGGAAAAGGAAUGAUUGA
Molecule: messenger RNA, 1794 nt
Organism: Crotalus tigris (Tiger rattlesnake)
Lineage: Eukaryota; Metazoa; Chordata; Lepidosauria; Squamata; Viperidae
Product: vomeronasal type-2 receptor 26-like
Exons: 7
Coding region: 1-1794 (597 amino acids)
Biological process (GO): G protein-coupled receptor signaling pathway
Cellular component (GO): membrane
Molecular function (GO): G protein-coupled receptor activity
Source: RefSeq, a predicted model, not a curated record